CUUUACUUACCUGAAAACGAAGGAUGACUUUGACCGUGUCAACGGACCUGUCAGUGAACACUUACCCAACUCAAGUAGAGUUAAAGCUACAAGACAAACAAAAAGCUCUGCGGGACAGCAUCGAGAAGGGGGAGCCCAGAAUAUUCGGGGUCGCUCAGAUAGUAUUAGGAUUGCUGAUCAUCUCCUAUUCUAUGCCUCUGCUCUCUGCUGAGAGGACGAUGAUACUUAACUUUGGUGUGCCAUGGUGGAGUGGACUUAUGUUUGUCCUUUCAGGUGCAGCUGCAUUAUCAUUGGAAAAAUAUGCCAACUUGAAAGCAGUCUCUGUUUGUUUGGCAGUCUCUGCUGUUAACAUUAUCAUCUCAGUUAUUGCACUUAUCCUAUACUAUGCUGACAUUGCUUUUAAUCCGGCAACCGCAUGCCAUGAGCAAGCAAGCCAGAUAUGCAACCAACGGUAUUAUGCCACUCAUUUCAGCACAGGAUUGAAGACAACCAUCUCCAUGGUCAGUAUGGUCCAGACAGCAUUGUCCUCUGCUUUUACAGUUAUACUGUAUAAUCAGAGGAGGAACUUUACAGGCUACGUGACCGUGACUGAAUGACAUCCUGCUUAAUCCCAUCCCAUGGACAUUUCUGGAUUUAAAUUAGAGGUCCUUCAACUGUAAACACUUCAUAUAGCCUACAUGUGGUUUUUAUUGUACUUAUGUAAUGCAUUUAAGUGUUGUAUUUUUGUUAUAAAUAAUCAUAAACAUAUAAAGAUUUUUUUUUUUUUUUUUUUUUAAUUAAAGUUAUAUUUAAAGAUGGUCUUUUGUGGUUUAUUUUACAACUUGAAACCACCACAUUAUGAUGUCCCCCAUCGUUUUAGCUCUUCAUUUGUUACUAGAAAAAACAAGACGGCUUCUGGGCAAAUUGUCAGUCACAUGACACGAGAAGUUUACUACGUAAAUUAAGUUUACUAAGGUAAAUUAGCAGUUUACCUUAUUAUUACUCUGACUCUGCCAACAAAUCUAAAUAAUAUAUUUUCAACUUUUUUUUUUUUUUUGUUUGGCAAAUUCUUCAUACAUAAGCAUCUUUUUGUUUGACUAGCAAUAAUAAAUGUGUCAGGUUUUUGGAAAUAUAUGAAAAAAUUAUUUCUAUUAACUCUGAUUAGGUUUAGAUAGCUUUCCUUCAUUGCUCUUACAUUAUUAU
Molecule: messenger RNA, 1182 nt
Organism: Labeo rohita (rohu)
Lineage: Eukaryota; Metazoa; Chordata; Actinopteri; Cypriniformes; Cyprinidae
Gene: tmem176
Product: transmembrane protein 176
Exons: 6
Coding region: 24-596 (190 amino acids)
Cellular component (GO): membrane
Source: RefSeq, a predicted model, not a curated record